Molecule: messenger RNA, 1910 nt
Organism: Paramecium octaurelia
Lineage: Eukaryota; Ciliophora; Oligohymenophorea; Peniculida; Parameciidae
Source: the annotation of a GenBank genome assembly
AUGGUUCAAAAAAUGAUUAACCAAAAUUAUAUGGGUGUAUUGUUAAGAGUUUAGAUUUAUUUAGUCAAUGCGCUCUAACUAAUUACUAUUAAUACAUUGAGAAAAUAUAUAUUAGUUUAUUAUUUUUUAUAAAUGCAAAGCUCAAACUUAUAUUUUGUAUAUAAUUCUGGAUCUGAAUAAUUUUGGAAAAGAAAAGAUUAUUAGUUAAUAAAUGACCUUAUGUAAGGAUUGCUCCAAGAUUCAAGGGAGAUGAUAACAAUGUAUAAAACAGGGACAAUAUUGAAAAAGUUAAUUGCUAGACAAUAUAAAACCUUUUAACAACAUUUGUUUUAUUUUAGAGACGUACAAAUUUUUAAGUUAAUAGAAAGAAUGGGGAGUUGGGAGGAUUCGUUGUUUUGAAGAACGUCUAUUUUAAACUAACCAAAAAAAAUGUUACCCCUAAUAUUCCUUAUGACAGUUGCCUUACUCUAAUAAGAGAUCACAGUAGAAUUGAUCUUUAUUUUAACCAUUCAGUUGAGAUCGAUUUAUUUUUGAAAGAACUAUAGAAAUGUUGUAUUAUCGACGGCUUUGAGUAGCAAUACUUAUUGCUUCAAAAUAUAGGUACUGGUUCAACAGCUCAAGUGAGACUUUUCAAAAUAAAUUAGGUCUUUUUAGCAGAAAAUAUUCUCGACCAUACAUUUUAUGCAGUAAAAUAGAUUGAGAAGGAACAAGCCACUGGGAGACAUCGUGUAUUGAGAUCGAAAACACUAUUAGAAGAAAUUUUUAUGAUGCGGAGUUUGGAUCACCCGAACAUCAUGAGAUUGCAUCAAGUAUACGAAUCAGAAAGUAGAAUUUCUAUUAAUUAAAGAACACAUUCGAUUAGUCAUCAGUCUUUUCGAAGGAGGACAAUUGAUCGAUAAAAUCAAAAAUUUUAAUUUCCUAAUCAAAAGAGAGUUAGUCAAAUUAUUAAUUGAAACAGUUCAUUAUAUGCACACCAAAGUAUUUUAAAGCUAAAUUAGGGAAUUAUGCAUCGAGAUUUAAAACCAUUCAAUAUCCUCUAUAAAAGCAAAGAUCCUUUAGAUUGGCAAUUUGGAAUAGGAGAUUUUGGAUUCUCUACUUCAAUCAAACAACAAUAGCAUAUACUAUAUAAAUGUGGUACUCCUGGAUAUGUUGCACCAGAAAUCAUAGAAUAUCGAGAAAAGGCAAAGAUGUAUGGAUAAUCCUGCGAUGUGUUUAGUAUUGGUGUAAUUAUAUAUGAAAUGUAAGAAUAGCAAAUUUAAAUAGUUUUUUUAAUUCUCAUCCAUUCAAAAGUAAGACAAAAGAUGAUACUUUAAGAUAAAAUGUGAAUGCUUAAAUUAAUUUUGAUGACAAUGUUUGUAUUCCCUAAUCACUCAAGUCUUUGAUUAUUUCUAUGGUCAGAAAAAAUCCUCGCCAUAGAUUCACUUUAUAAUAAUGUUUAGAUCAUGACUUUUUCAAGGAGAGUUUAUCAAAAUUUAACGAACUAUCAUAAGAAAUUUAAGAGUAAAUUUAUAAAUGCAAUUUUCUAGUCAUGAACCAAAGACAAUGGAGAUUCGAAACAUAAGAUGUCAAACACUUUAGUUAUUAAAAACACAAAAUAAUAAAAGAAGGCAAUCUUUACCUCAAGAUAUCUCUGUUACACAGGAACCAUAAAUUUAAUAGAGUAAGACUCAGAUUUAUUAUGAAAAGGAAAAAGUAUUCUAAUAAAACACAGAUAAUCAGUCUCAUCUACACAUGAGUCAAAAUUGAAACUAGAAUCUCAACAAUAGUUCUAAUUAAGCUAAUAAAAUCGAAUAAAUUUUGCAUCUUAACUAAAAAUAACGAAAUUAGAAAAGAUUUGUUAAAUUUUCCUGAAUGAUUAGCAUUACAUUCCAAAAGAAUUUGGAAAUAUAUAUUUAAUUAAGAAAUAUUGA